AUGACCGACCAGCGCGUCGCCCUCCACGUGUACGACCUGUCCCGCGGCCUCGCGCGGCAGAUGUCGGCGUCGCUCCUGGGCAUGCACAUUGACGGCGUGUGGCACACGGGCGUGUGCGUCUAUGGCCUCGAGUACUUUUACGGCGGCGGUAUCCAAGCGGUGCCACCGGCGCAGGUCGCCGAGACGUAUGGCACACCGUACCAAGUCGUCGAGCUGGGCACGACGCAGGUAGACCAAGCGGACUUUACGUCGUUUCUCCAAGAGAUCCAGUCGCGCUUCACGGCGGCAACGUACAACUUGCUCUCGAACAACUGCAACAACUUUUCCAACGAAGUCGCCAACUUUCUCGUGGGCAGCAACAUCCCACAGCACAUCUUGGACCUGCCGCAGCAGGUGCUCUCGACGCCCAUGGGCGCCAUGUUUCGGCCCAUGUUUGAAGACAUGCAAGGACGCAUGGCCGAGAGCAUCCAGUCGCACCACAACCCGUCGCCCAUCGCAGCCCCGGUGUCCCGUACGGCGCUGCCUCCGACAAAGACCUUGGCGAGCUACGCGCAGACGUACAUCUCAUGUCUGCCAGAGCUGCAUGUCGAGCGCAUCGCGGGCCGCCUCGACGCUCUCAAGGCGCUGUCGCCGGACGAGACGAGCGCCAUCCAGCGCCUCAUGCACUUUGCAACGUCCAAAGACACGACGCAACUCGUUCCGAGUGAUUCCGCUUUCUGGUGGUCGCUUGUCGCGAAUGCGUUCGGUGCUCAAACGCCCGCGGCCACGUUCACGGCGCUCUGCCUCCUUCGCAUCGUGCUGCUAGCCGAUAUUCGAUCGCCCGGCGUCGUCGUCGAUACAAUGCUGAUGUCGCCGGUCAUCGACCAGCUCCUCCAGCAGACGCAAACCACACUGGACGGGCCCCACCGCAUCUUGCUGCUCUCUGUCCUCCUCAAUGGACUCGAGGCGCCCGCGAGCAAGGCGCAAUUCGCCGAGCACCUCGGCGUGUGGCUCGCGUUUGUCUGGGGCACGUGGCAGGGCCCUGCGACCAGCCACAGCCAGGCCGAGAUGGCAGCCUGCUUCGUGCUCAACGUGUGUCGGGACAUUCGCCCGUCCACUGCCGACUACGACAUGAUCCAGUUUGCGCUCGUCGGCGGCUGCGCCGAGGUCCUCGACGUGCACGCAAGCCAGGGCGCUCUCGAGACGACUGCGACUAUCGUCGAACGCAUUGUCGCGGGGCUGGGGCUCCUCCUGCAAAAGGACGUGGGCGCGCGGAGCCUCGCGGCUGAAGUCGGCCUCGUGCAUGUGCUCACGCGACUCCGGCCAAAGACGACGGCGCUCGACUUCCACAGCGUCCUCGGCGAAGUGCUGGCGUUGAUUUAAGCGGAAGAGAAUAGAACCUAGCUGCACUGUCCAUGGCCGUGUGGACCGCACCAUA
Saprolegnia diclina VS20 is the source of this 1417-nucleotide messenger RNA. RefSeq lists its product as hypothetical. The record is from RefSeq and is a predicted model, not a curated record. Gene Ontology annotation, biological process: protein modification by small protein removal. Gene Ontology annotation, molecular function: peptidase activity. Bases 1 to 1362 code for a protein of 453 amino acids. The transcript is spliced from 4 exons. NCBI's taxonomy places the organism in Eukaryota, Oomycota, Saprolegniomycetes, Saprolegniales, Saprolegniaceae.